CAAGGGCUCCGGGAGACGCUGCUACAUAUUACCGAGAACCGGGAUGGAGGAGAGGCGGAGGGGGGAAGAAAAAAAAGUUUCGUUUAAACCUGGCAGAGAAACUUUCAACAUGAAGCCUCACUGACGCACCGUUUCACCACCACCACAGCAACACCAGCGCUACAACAAAGCUUGCUUUUCCACCGAAUACAUUUUUCUCCUCCCAGCUUGUGUUUUUCUUCCCUCUUGUAUUAUUCUCUGUGUGUGCACGGCUGGUCGGGGCUCGCUGUCACUGCGCGCUGAGAUGUUGGAGUGACCAUGGCUGCGCAAGUUGCAUCGGCUCCGACCAGAACUAAUAACAAAAAUAAGAAAUUAGCCAGCGGUUUGGGUCCGGAGCUCAAUUCGGGGAAAUCAGGAGGAGCAGGGACCGUACAGCGGACAGGACCGAUGCUGGGUGCCGGAGAUGGGACCCUGAAUAAUGUAGACCAUCACCGCCGAAACGAGCUCAACAUGGUUCAUUCAACUUCCACGACUCACAACGCUUCGGACGGCCACGACAAGGAUGGAAAUAACCUCACGUCCGCCUCGGCUUCGACUAAUUCAACCACUUCCUCGAUGGAAACGGGUUUGAUCGCGAACCACAAGCUGAAAUGUGUGGGGAGCGGAGAUCCCCCUCAGUCUCAACCGCCGCCGCCGCAGCAGCCGCCGCCGCAAUUCGGCCAAUUUGCGCCACAUCAGCAGCGACAGAUCCAAAGUAACAACACCGCCAAUAACAACGGUCAGGGGCCCCGUGGGGACAGGGGUAUGGAUCACCAGCACCAUGGCGGCAAAGAGAACCUGUUGGGGGGCCAGGGGGAGCCACAGCAGCAGCACAUGCCAGGAAAAGGUGAGGGGGACCUCAUCUGUAAACCCGCGGAGAGGAUGAUGGGUACCAGGUAUGAACACUCUAACUUGGGACCAACUAGUAACAACUCUGAGUUUAAUAACAACUAUUACACUCCAAGGCCCUCUUAUGAGCAACAUGGCGGACAUCAGCAGCAGAGCAGUGGGAUGGGGAUAACGCACUCCUCGGCACAUAACAGCAUGGAGAACUCCCACGAAGCAGGGUACCAGAACAACCAGUACAAUCAGUACCCGGGGUACCGGGCGGGCUACGGCGGUGGGGCCUACGGGAUGAUGGGCCCCACUGGAUGCCGACAACCUGGGAACAUGAUGAUGGGCAGCAACUCCUCAGCAAGCCACGGCAAGUCUCCACUGGGAGCUGCUUCGGGUGGCUUUCAGAGGUUCCCAGGACAAACUCAGCAGCAGCAGCAGCCGCAGCAGCAACAGCAGCAGCAUCCCUCAGGGGCCACCCCGACACUCAACCAACUGCUGACGUCCCCCAGCCCCAUGAUGCGGGGCUAUGGCGGUGCAUAUCAAGACUACAGCGGCUCCCCGGCGCAGCAGCAAGCCGGCAUGGGCCUAGGGAAAGACGUGGGGGCCCAGUACGGUGCCAACUCGGCCCACGGCUGGGGAGGGCAGCAAAGAAACCACCCACAAAUGAGUCCAGGCAACGGAGGGCAAGGCCUCGGCAGGGCGCAGGUGUCCUCCAUGGACUUCAUGGCUAUGAAGCGCUCGCAGCUGUACAGCAUGGCCAACAAUCCCUACUCCACUCCACAGCAGCCAGGCGGAGGGCCUUACCCUCCGAGCCAGCCUUACACAUCGCCUCCUCCACACAGAUAUCCAAUGAGCAUGCAGGGGAGGGGCCAAAUGAGCAUGGGCGGGAUGCAGUAUCCUCAACAGCAGCAGGUGGCGCCAUAUGGUCAGCAGGGGAUGGGGGGCUACAGCCAGCAACAGCAGCAGCAGCAGCAGCAGCAGCAGGCGGGGCAGCAGGGGAACCCUCCAUACUUCAGCCCCCCUCAGCAGACCCCGCCAGGCCCAACUCAGAGCCCCUAUCUGCAGCCUCGACCACCGCCGCAACAGCCAGAGGGAUCUAUCAGCCUGCACGGAGUGACUCUGGUUCACAGCCUUGCCCUGGAUCAGAACAGAGCAGAACAAAACUGA
Cottoperca gobio is the source of this 2022-nucleotide messenger RNA. Its product is annotated as AT-rich interactive domain-containing protein 1B-like. The record is from RefSeq and is a predicted model, not a curated record. The transcript is spliced from 4 exons. NCBI's taxonomy places the organism in Eukaryota, Metazoa, Chordata, Actinopteri, Perciformes, Bovichtidae. The coding region runs from base 298 to 2022 and encodes 574 amino acids.